Carassius gibelio (silver crucian carp) is the source of this 2406-nucleotide messenger RNA. RefSeq names its product shugoshin 1 (gene sgo1). The transcript has 9 exons. Gene Ontology annotation, biological process: meiotic chromosome segregation. Gene Ontology annotation, cellular component: chromosome, centromeric region; nucleus. The record is from RefSeq and is a predicted model, not a curated record. The coding region runs from base 296 to 2221 and encodes 641 amino acids. NCBI's taxonomy places the organism in Eukaryota, Metazoa, Chordata, Actinopteri, Cypriniformes, Cyprinidae.
UAACUCUUCGUUUGCUCCUCCAAUCAGAGCUCACAGCGCACGAUUUCGAACGUCAACGUCCCCGACGGGAAAUACGACACAGAAGCAACUAACACAAAAUAUACAACUUACGCACUAUUCUGUCUACAGUAGCUGUUUAUUCAUCUUAUGAUAGUGGCAAAUAAUUGGGUGAGACGUACGCCGUGUUUUGGUGAAUCUCGCCGUAAUAUGGAGAUAAACGUUAACCGUUGAUCAACUGAUCGACUUCACGCUGCUGUAUUUCGUGGAUGAGAGACUGAUCGCGCGUAGCUCAGCCAUGGUUCGGGAGCGGGUGGUGCAGAAGAAGUCCUUCCAGCAAAGUCUGGACGACAUCAAGGACAAAAUGAAGGAAAAGAGAAACAGGCGUCUCGCCAGCGCUUUAGCUGCCAGCCACGGCCUGUCCAAACUGAAGAACAAACACACAGCUACAGUGAAGCCGUUUGUCCUGAAAAGCGUGCAGGUGAAUAACAAAGCGCUUGCAGUGGCCCUGCAGACAGAGAGGGAGAAGGUACGGCAAGCACAGGGGGUCAUCCUGCAGCUCAAGAAAGAAAGACAAGCGCUCAUCUUUCACCUGCUGAUGCUGAAGAGGACGCUUAAAGAUCGAAAACCUGCUGAAAGUGCCCAGGUUUCUCCUGUUGAGACGAGUCCACCUCAUCCCAUCAGUCCUAAACCCGUACAUGUGGUUGAGACCGAUAUCCCUGAUCAUCUCUCAGCAGAACCACCUUUUACUGCAGAGGCUGUUCCAGGUUGUCGUAGUGACAGACAGGUUUCGUUGCCCCCCACAGUAGGAACAAGGCGAAAGAGACGCUCUGAGGUUGUGAGGAGGCGAAGCUCACGUUUUGACUCUGGCAGGGUUGAGAAAUUUGACACAGUAGAUGUGAAAAGAGAAGAUACUAUUGAUAACAGACAAGAGAUGGGGCUAAACACACCAUUGGAGGAGGUGUGUCAUGAACAAGAAGAGCUUAAUGAGGAACAAGCUGGACAAAAAACAGGGCCGAACUGUGAGUUCGACCUAGAGAUUUCUGAAGUCCCAUCCAUUCAGCACUCGACACCUGAGCCCCCCCAGCGGCCCACCAGACAGCCCAAGAAGAAACCUACCCAAGCUGCUCCCCGCCCCAAACCAGAGAGGGGACGCAAACCAGACCGAGCCCCAUUAAAGAAACCAUGGGAAAACCCCAAACCCCGUGCUCGCUCCAAGAGCCGGGACCGAUCUCAGAGUCGUGUAAAAGGGCCGCUUCUACCUGCCGAUCGCCUUAACUCCUCGUUGGGCGGCAAUGAUACCUUUGACUUCGACUGUGAAGAGGCCAUCCAUCUAACGCCUUUCAAAGCAGGAACCAAAGCUGUGGAGAAACCAUCACCUGAUGCUCCGGAUAAAGAGGACGAGGUCCUGCCCAGUCCUGUUGCCAUGGAAACCAACAACAGCCUCUCAGAAGAUGAACAGGAUGAGGAUGAUUCUCCUUACAUACCAAAGAGGAGAUCCAGAAGAGCUCGGAGUCCACCGCCCAGACGGGCUCGCUCUAAAAGACGGUCCGCUCAAGAGGCCAGAGCAAACCAAGGAAAAGAAAAGCAGGACCAUGUUGAAAUACAGUACACGGAAAAAAGGGGGCCUGAAACUGAAGAAAUUGGCCUGUAUCUCCACGAUGAUCUUGACCCAGGCCUUCUGCUCCCACAUUCACCAGUUUGUGCUCCUCCUGAGAAACCCAGCCAAUCAGAACCAAGCCAAGAGAUCUGCCAAGCGCCACCUUCUGUUGUUUCAGUGGAGUCUCCGAUCCCGAUUACUCCUGGUGGAGAGGCGGAGCUUAUGAUGAUUGACUGCCCAAUAUUUGAAUUUCCAAAGCACCCUUGCAGCUCAUCCGACCAGGAAAAUGAAAUGCCCUUGGUGAAUAGAAGCAGGAGAAAAGGUGGGCUGGUUGUUCGCUCCUUUCUGGGCUUGGGUUUGAGUGAUGUGACAAAUCUCUCCCCCGCAGCCCAUCAGAAGCCCAUGUCUGCUCAGAACACCCCUCAAAGCUCCAGUCGUAAGCGCCGCUGUACGAGUACUGUCAACUACAAGGAGCCCUCGAUCAGCUCGAAACUUCGACGUGGUGACAAAUUUACAGACACGCGUUUCCUGCGUUCCCCCAUCUUCAAACAGAAACCCACUUCCCGUCGGAGUUCAAUUAAAAAGAUGGAAUUAUAUAACGAGUCUUUUGUGGGUUGUCGUUGAAUAUCUGAUGUGACUUAGUAAUAGGCUUUUGUAACAUGAUUCAACUUCAUAGAACUACACUGCUGUCUGUCUAAAUCUUUACUUUUUUUCCCUUCAAUUUUUUAACUGUCUGUUACAUAAUUGAAUAUGAAAUGUUUUAAUCUCAUGACGUCAAUUGUGAAUAUUAAUAAAGUCUGUUGUUUUAA